GCUCCAUGUGAUUACAUGUCAUUUUGAUUUGUUUAUUACUGGAAUAUUGUGUUAAUUGUUAACAACAACAACAAGAGUUAAACAAUGGUUCGACCACUUGUUGAUGUUUUAAAAAAAACAGGUGAAUUCUCAAAGCAAUAUGCAAAUUUGCCAGAAAGAUAUGUCAAACGUUCAAUGGAACAGAUUUAUUGGCAAACUCCAAAAGGAAAUCCUCGAUUUAGUAAAAGAAUAAUACAAAGAGAACAAUUUAAAUUUUCAACUCAUCGUCCAUGGACAAGAGAAUUUUAUUGGGAAAAUCAUCCAGGAAAAAAACUUUAUGAAGAUGUUGUCAAUCCAAUCAAGCAGUGGAGUUGGUUCAGAGGUGACAGAGUUGAAAUAUUGACUGGACGUGAUAAAGGAAAACAAGGAUAUAUCAAUCAAAUUAUUCAAGAGAGAAAUUGGGUACUUGUUGAAGGCAUGAACACAAAACUAAAUGCAAUGGGAAAAACUAAAAAUUUUCCAGGUAUCAUGGUGUUACAAGAACAACCUCUAAAUGUGCUGAAUGACAUUGCCUUGGUGGAUCCAUCUGAUGAAAAACAUACGUCAUUUGAAUGGCGUUAUACUGAAGAAGGUGAACAUGUUAGAGUAUCAACAAGAACUGGAAGAAUUAUUCCAAUUCCAAUAACACAACAAGAAACAAUUGAUUAUAAAGCUCCUCAUCUUUACAAUGAUCAACCAAAGGACACUUCUAAAGCUGAUGCACAAAAAAUUACUUAUAAGGCUGCUUUGAAAACAUUUGAAAUGGAUAUUAUGGAAAAAAUGGGAAUCAAGGAAGAUCGAAUUCCUAAAAAGACAUAUUGGUAUUAGACAGAUUUUAAAAAACUUGAUAAUGUUAUGAAAAACAUUUUUUUUGUAGAAAAUUUAAUAUUGAAUAAAAAUAAAUUGAUACACAAAAAUA
Molecule: messenger RNA, 937 nt
Organism: Aphidius gifuensis
Lineage: Eukaryota; Metazoa; Arthropoda; Insecta; Hymenoptera; Braconidae
Gene: mRpL24
Product: probable 39S ribosomal protein L24, mitochondrial
Exons: 5
Coding region: 85-846 (253 amino acids)
Biological process (GO): translation
Cellular component (GO): mitochondrion; ribosome
Molecular function (GO): RNA binding; structural constituent of ribosome
Source: RefSeq, a predicted model, not a curated record